Messenger RNA from Trachemys scripta elegans, 7460 nucleotides. It is a transcript of the gene BCAT1, whose product is annotated as branched chain amino acid transaminase 1. Gene Ontology annotation, cellular component: mitochondrion. The record is from RefSeq and is a predicted model, not a curated record. The coding region runs from base 266 to 1483 and encodes 405 amino acids. The transcript is spliced from 12 exons. Gene Ontology annotation, molecular function: branched-chain-amino-acid:2-oxoglutarate transaminase activity. Lineage: Eukaryota; Metazoa; Chordata; Testudines; Emydidae. Gene Ontology annotation, biological process: L-leucine biosynthetic process; L-valine biosynthetic process.
CCCGCGGCUGCUCCCCCUGGCGACGACCAGGGGAAAGUGGCGUUGCCGCGCGCUGAUGCAAUCGGAACCCCCAAGCAGCAGCAGCAGGAGCAGGGAGAAUAUCAGUUCCUUCUCACAGCUGCAACGUGUCCCAGCAGGGAGGCGUUGCAGAGGGAGAGACAGAUAGUCCGUAGGCGCUUCAUCCUGCUCGCUGGCCGAAGGGAGCGGGGCCGCGGAGAAAGCUCUUCCUGCCUCAUCUGGCAAUUACUGCUCUUGUACUAGCACGAUGAAGGGCUGUCAGAAUGAGUGCCCAGCUGGAGGAUGUACAGGGGGAGCCACAAAGCAAGCGAGUGAAUCUUUCAAGGCUGCAGACUUAAUUAUUAACCCAGCUACCACUUUCAAGGAAAAACCAGACCCCAGUGGUUUGGUGUUCGGAACUGUUUUCACAGACAACAUGCUGACAGUCGAAUGGUCUUUGACUUCAGGAUGGGAGAAACCUUAUAUUAGGCCUCUUGAGAACCUUUCAUUACAUCCAGCCUCAUCAUCUCUCCACUAUGCUGUGGAACCAAGAGGAGAGACAGAGGAGAAUCUGGUCCCAAUGGUGUGGCUCAAUGAAUACACACUGUUUGAAGGAAUGAAGGCUUAUCGAGGAGUGGAUGGUAAAAUCCGCCUGUUCCGUCCAACGCUCAACAUGGACAGGAUGGUGCGGUCAGCGGCACGAGCAACACUGCCAUGUUUUGACAAGGAGGAGCUAUUAGAGUGCAUCCGGAAGCUUGUGGAAGUGGAAAAAGAGUGGGUCCCGCACUCUACGUCUGCAAGCCUGUAUAUCCGCCCUACUUUAAUUGGAACAGAGCCUUCUCUUGGAGUCAAGAAGCCAACUAAAGCCCUGCUGUAUGUUAUACUGAGUCCUGUGGGCCCAUACUUUGCAAGCGGAAGCUUUAAUCCAAUAUCCUUAUGGGCAGAUCCCAAAUAUGUAAGAGCCUGGAAAGGAGGAACGGGGGACUGCAAAUUGGGAGGGAAUUAUGGUUCUUCCAUCUAUGCCCAGCGUGAAGCUAUGGAAUUAGGGUGUCAGCAGGUUCUGUGGCUGUAUGGAGAGGAUCAUCAAAUCACUGAAGUCGGAACAAUGAAUCUUUUCCUGUACUGGGAAAAUGAAGAUGGAGAAGAGGAACUGGCAACCCCACCGUUAGAUGGCAUCAUUCUUCCUGGAGUGACGAGGCAGAGCAUCUUGGAGCUGGCACGCAAGUGGGGAGAAUUUAAAGUGUCUGAGCGGUACAUCACCAUGAGUGAUCUGACAGCUGCCUUGGAGGAAAACAGAGUGAAGGAGAUGUUUGGUGCUGGCACAGCUUGUGUCGUAUGCCCUAUUUCUAAAAUAUUAUACAAAGGCAAGAAUUUGCACAUUCCAACUAUGGAGAAUGGACCUCAGUUAGCAACCCGCUUCCUGAAUCAGCUGACUGAUAUCCAAUACGGAAGAGAAGACAGCGAAUGGACACUCCUGGUGUCAUGAAUGCAGAGUGGCGGGGAUCAGACCUUCCAUACACUACCCGACAGGCCAAACCGUUACACCAGAAUAAUCACCGAUUUUCUGUAGCUGCCCAUUUAGAGCUGUGCGUAGGGUAGUCAGUGUUCUCCCUUUCCUCCCCAGGGUGAUUUGUUUCCACAUGCCAGGGAAUGUGAACACAAUCAUUAUGAUUUCUACCAUAGUCUUGCUAAUAGAAGCCUAUCUUCUUGUUAGAGAUGCUAGAUGUAAGCAAUAGAACUGUCCCAACUGUUUUCUUGGUGCCUCCUUGUGUCUUAUGUACAGUCCAAAAACUUGUCAAAUACCCUUCAACUGGUCUUCAGUGUAAGCCACGAUGUUUUUUCAACUGCCACCACUACCGGAGAAGACUGCCAUAUAAAAAAAGUUGCCCAUUACUUAGGGGAACAGUUACUAUCCCUUAGUCCUAUUUCAUUUGCAUCCUCAGGCAAUGGAUUAUGUUUUUCUCUGUUACUCCACUUAUGUGGGAGGUUCCUCUCUGCAUUCCCAGAGCCCUGAGGAGCCCCUGUUUUUUAUUCUGCCAACAUCAUACCUCACCUUUUAGGCCCUAUGUCAUAGCAACCACGCCUUUAGAAUGAGGAUGACUUGGUGGGAAAUCCCUUCAGAGCCCAACAACACCACUUCUAAAUCAGCUUAUAAGAACUUACAAGAUACAAAGUGAUCUUUCCCCACCCAAGGCUUUACAGUGCUCCCAGCCCUGGCUGGCCCACUUGUUUCUUAAUAUGAUCUUUCUAUUUUCUGAAGAGGCCGUGGCUUUCCAGUAUGGGUUCUCCUAUAUCUUCCGCUGCUUGCCAGUGGAAAAGUGCUCAAUGCAGGAGAACAGAGGAAUUUUGUUCACCCCUUGUCAUUCUGCACUACCAUGUUCCCUUACCUCUUCAUACACCACUAGACUCAUGAUACACUCUCUUGUUGCCAUUUGGAAGCAGAUACAGAGCUGUUAGCUCACAAUUAGGAAAUAAAUAACUUCUGCAAAUUUUCUUUAACCCUUAAAUAUGCUACCAUCCAUAUAAGCUUUCUCAUCUAUGCACACACUUUUCUCAACUAGUUUUAAGAUGUCUCUUGCCAAAAAGGAACUAUAGUAUUCGGUAGUAAUACUCCAAAAUGCUAGGGGCCUGAUUCUUCUGUUAUUCUGACAUAGAACUUAUAUAACUUCAUAGCUGUCAGUGGCGUUAUACCUGCAUAAAAUCAGUUUAACAGAAUGGAGCCUCAGACCCUACAUUUUACACUAGCCAUACAGCAGUAUUUUGGGAACUAACUUGUAUUUUUUUAAUAAGGGGGGGAAGAGUUUCUCUCCCACACUUUCUAACUGACCCCACCUGUAACUGGCAGUUGCUAACACAAUGUAAAAUAUGUUAAGCAUCAUUUCUAAUGGGCAGCCCCUUGUCUUAAGCCACCACUUAAAAUUAUCCACAGGGCUUUCUUGUACAGUAUUUGGUCAAACAUUAACCCUCAGUCUCUACUAGGCCACCAUUUUCUGCUGGUCCCGUGAGUGAUGGGUUAGACAGAUCUUGCUGCAGUCUGUUCUGAUACCUUAUUGAAGAACAGUUGAAGGUUACCAGUGACAAUUAUUCAGAGUGAGUUGUUGGACAGUGUUCUAUUUAGAAUAUACCUACAAGCACAAAAUGCUGUUUCAUUUAUGGUAGCAGUAGUACUGUGUAUCUCUUCUACUCACAACUUAAAUCUGUACUGUGCUCUGGUCUCUGUUCAGUUUCUUGUGAUAUAUCAUAGGCUAGUGGUAGUUUAUUUAUUUUUAUUCAUCUACUGGAAAAAUUAACAUGGGGGAUACAUCGAGAUACAAUGUGAGGUAGAGGCGUUUUUCCAACAAGGCAAGUACCACAACUGAAGAGUGCCUUUGACUAGAGUGUGUCAUAGAGCUCAUACCAGAUUACGUCAUGAAUGAGACUAAAUGGCUUCCUAUUACUGAACUGUAACCUGUUCCCUCACGUUUAGCUUAGAUAAUUGUCUUUGACAGCAAAAGUCUAGGUGGUUCGGUUUGACUGAGAUGCCUGGGGAAUUGGAUGUGCAACUCCCAUACUUGAGAAAUCAGUAGUAUUAACAGAAGUUGCACAUCGAAUUCCCCAUGGACAGUACUGACAGUAAUCUACUCACAAGUCAGAAUGAAAAAAUGAAGACCAGUUAUAAUAAUUGAUUUAGAGUGGUUGACGCUUUAAGUGGUUGACGCCUUAAAGUCUUAAAUCAGACUACAAUAAUUUUAAGUGGGGCUCGACAUUGGCCUGUAAUUGUUGUAGUCUACACUGACUUUUGGGGAGACCUGAGUUAGACCUCCUGUCUUAUCUCUUCACCUCUUGUACUGCUGGAGACCUCAAAAGAGCAAGGGCUAACAGAGGAUAAAAUUGGAAGAUCCACAAAAAUAUGAGCUAUUUCUUAGAGAAAAAGUGAAACCAUGUAGAGCACUCCCAGUCAGCUAGUGUCAUCUCUGUGAAUACUUUUGCUCCCUCUUGGUAAAUUCAAACAGCCUUGAUUAUUUUCAUUCAGGCUCUGGGUGAAUAGAUUCCAGUUUUUAAACAUUAUAUACUAAAUAAACCAGCAGAGUAUUUUGAUCUUUCAUGACAAUCCUGUGUGGAAAUACAUAGCCUGCAUUCUGCAUCUGUAUUAUUUUAUUCUUUUAUCAUAAAAUUCCAAGAAAUAACAUUUGUAAAUAACAAUGAGCACUUGAUCAAUACUGUGUUCUCCUUAUUUUAGCCCAUAAAGUUUAGGGAGGAACCAUGCUAUUCCCUGAGCUGAUAGACUGUAAAAGAACAUCUGCGCAUCUCUUUUCUAUGUGCGCUGUUUGUUUAAUUGUAGCAGAUUAACAUAGAAAGGGUAUGGUACAUCAUAACUAGGCAAUUAUCCAUUCUUCAUCACUUAGUUAUGGUUACACUAAUUGAUCAUUUAAGAAAUAAGAUAGUCUAACAUUAGGAACAUUUGAGGCUGUUCAGAAAAGAUCAACAAAUUAAUAAUUGUGUGAUAUUUGCAUAAUUGGCUGCAAUUAUUUAAUGUUUAAUUGGCUGAUCAAAUGCGAUUCAGCCUCUCACAUGUGUAUGCUUUACAAACAGUGGUACUUUAAAAUGAUAAUGAUGAACUAUAAUUUUUGCAAGUUCUUUCUUUCCCCCACUUCAUUCUUUGAUUAUUUUCAGCCUUGAGCAUGUUCCUAAUUUUCAGUUUAGUUUCAGCUAUUUAUCUGUCAGAAAGAAGUCCUUAAAAUGAGAUCCCAUUUCAGAGGUCCACAAAAACUAGUGUUUCAUACAAACCUUGAUGAUGCAGGAGUUGUGGAAUUAGCAGCUGUCACUGCAUUGCCAGAUUCAUAAUAGCAGUUCAGAGCAAAUUCACCCAGGGGUAACAAUGAUUUAUUCUGGUGAGAACUCUGGCAAAGGAUCCUCAGAGUAGAAAGUCCAUCCAGAGGAGGUUGUGGCAGCACAAAGCAAAUGUAAUUUCCUUGACAGGGGAGUUAGGAGGGCAGCAAGGACCAAAAAAUGGGAGAUGCUGGCCAGGGAAUAUGGCCACUGGAUGAUCUCAAUGACUCAAUAUAGUCUUCAACAGUGUCCAUGAGAAGGAUUCCCAGAAAACUCCAGCCAUAGCUAAGUCUGCCCACGUCCCCUAGCAGACUCAUCCCAGUCUGCAAAGUGCCUCUUCCAAAAUAUUUUUAUUAAAGCUUUUAAAUCUGUAUUUCCUUUCACAUGGUCAGCCUCUAGACAAGACUGCGCAGGGCAUUCCAUUAAUUCAAAUUCUAUUAAACAUAAUGAACAAAACCAGCUUUAGUUUAAACAGUAAGUCUGGAGUCUCAUGGCCUUCAUGAAAUGCAAAAUAUACUGCCGAAUUCUUAUUUCUUUCCAUGUAUCUAACCAAAUUAUCACUGAAAGCCAAGUAGGCUAUUCAUACCUGGAGCAUAACACAAAAGCCUAGCCAAAAACUUUUUACCCUGAGUUCUUUGAUCCCAUUUGCAAAAUGGGGCACAUGCUAGAGAGGAGGGGAGUUUGAGCAAAGGCUGAGGAGCCACGUACUUCAGAGUUUCAGUUCUGGCUCUCACAUUGACUCUGUGAUCAUGGGCAAGUCAUCUAGCCUCUCUUUGACUCCACUUGCCCACCUGCAAAAUGGAAACAGUGCAACCUAACUCGCAGGUGUUGCGAGGAAUAAAUACCCAGUGAUCUCAUAUUUUUGGCCUGGGGGACACGGGAGAAAUCUUAAAAAGUCUGCCCUGUUAUGAGCACAGAAGCAUAAGCCAACCACUAGCUGCUGGGACCUAGGUAGACAUUUCCCCAUAUGGGAAGGUUAUCCCAUAACUGUCUACCACAGGGUUCCUUGCACCUUUCUCUGAAGCAUCUUGUACUGGUCACAGUCAGAGACAGGAUACUGGAGUAGAGGGAGCACUGAUCUGAUGAUCUAGUAUGGCAAUUCCUAUGCCUGUCCAUCCAGGAAGUGGACACAGUCUGUCCUUUCACUCCCCUGAAUGCAAGGAUUAAACCAGGCUAGUGCUGCCAGCAAUAGCCUCCCUUAAAGACCCUGGCCAACAAAGUGGGUCCUCCUUGGAGCAAGGAGAAGGAGGAUGAAUGAUCCUCAUCCAGGAGUCUUUCUGGGGAGGUAUGUAUUGUCACCAUCCUCUAACCAUCAGCUCUCCUGUAAUCCAAAAAUGGAACUGUGUGUUUGCAAAGCACUUUGAGGUCAACAAGCAUUGUGGGUAAAUGCAAAAUAUUCUUAUAAUUAUUACGACGUCUUAUGUGGCUCGUAGGAUUCAAUCUAGCCUUUAACAAAACAGAAUUUAUUUUGCUACAGGUAAAAUCUCUUCUAUGAAUCUAAUUCACUUCAAGAAAUCUGUUUAAGCAGCACAGAUAGAUGCCAGAUGCAGAGCCAGCAUUUGAAGCAUCCCUUCCUGAUUAGUUGCAACAUCUUGAUUAUACAGAGGAACAAUGUUAUAUGUAGACACACACUUUUUGUAUGAUGUGUCUUAUUUUUAAGGUUUCCUGCAGUAGGACUAUAAUCCUGCAAAAUGCAUAGCUCAGUUCCAAGUUUAAAAUUGCAUCUGACACACAGUACAGAUUUGACAAGAGCACUAUUCACUGAUCAGAGAUAAAUUUAAUUUUUACGUUUAUAAAAAUAAAAUCAAGGGCGUAGGAGCAACUUUAUCCAUCAUGCUUCUAAACCCCUGUAUACUAGAAGUCCACCCUAUCCCGUUUUAGAGCUGUGCCUUAUAACAUAACAUGCAAAUCACCCUGUGGGAUCCAUCCUACUCUGGUGCUGAGUGCUCUUGACUUCAGCAAGUAGCAGUUGAGAAUUAUUAGAGUGCUGUGUUUUAUCCAGUUCUACAGAAAUACAUUUUGUCAUGAAGGUCAAGAUUGUGCAAAGAAUAACUGAUAUUUGCUAAAAUACCUCUUCCUAAUGGUAAGAUAAUGUUCCUUCUUGCUUAAUUUAGGUAGCUAGAUUGUUAUUCAUAAUGGAGGAGGAAGAUACUGACAUUGAAUUGGUAAAGAAACAGUAGUAUUAGAAUCAUCUUACCAGUAGUAUUAGAAUCAUCUUCCUUUGUUAAACAUGGUGGUUAUUAGGCUAGGUUCCAAUAUAUUUUCCCUGACCAGGAUGGAAAAAUCUGACAACAGUAUUAGCCAAACCAUGCUAUAGGUGUCCCCAAUUCCAUUUGAUUCUCCAUUGCCCUUGUGCAGUCAUUUACACCAGUGCAAAGUAGGUGUAAAAAUACUACCAAAUCAGACUGGUCAUGCUCUUGGUCUGUGGCACAAUUGCAAAGGUCGUUUCUCAGACACACACAAAAAAAACCUGUCCCCAUGGGCUAGAGAACCAUGCCAGUACCCUACUAGGAUCAGUCACGUUGGAAACACUCUGCUCUUGCCAGUGUGGAUAGACCCAUGUGACUCUCCUUUAAUCUGAAGGAAGACCUGUGUUGAAAUACACAAAAUAAAUCCCCCCACCAAAAAAAAAAAAAAAAAAAAAAAAAAAAGGA